Messenger RNA from Biomphalaria glabrata, 1008 nucleotides. RefSeq lists its product as uncharacterized. Bases 1 to 1008 code for a protein of 335 amino acids. Lineage: Eukaryota; Metazoa; Mollusca; Gastropoda; Planorbidae. Gene Ontology annotation, biological process: G protein-coupled receptor signaling pathway. The record is from RefSeq and is a predicted model, not a curated record. Gene Ontology annotation, cellular component: plasma membrane. Gene Ontology annotation, molecular function: G protein-coupled peptide receptor activity. The transcript has a single exon.
AUGCUAAUUAACUCCUCUAGUUUUGCUUCAGACAUCAUCAACGAUCAAAACACAUGGCUGGCGAUAAAAGUUCUCAUGUUAGGCAUCACUCCAACCAUUUCCAUCUUUGGUGUUGUGGGGAAUAUUUUGAGCAUCAUUGUCUUGACCAAACAUGGAAUGUCCAAAUGUUCAAACAUUCUAUUGGUCAGUUUAGCUUUCUGUGAUAUGACUUACUUGAUAUCCUUCAACAGUAUACCAAAGAUUAUCUACGAGGCCGUGUGGAACCAUGAAUACGUGGGUUACUCAAAGGUCAGCAGUGAUGUCUUGUUUUUCAUGUUUAAUUUCUUCACUUUGCUGGAUUACGGUUUUGGUCUCAUGGCACUGACCUUGCCAAUGCUCAUAACCGCUGAAAGACUUUUGGUGAUCUUCUUUCCUUUCAAUUUUGGUCGAUUACUGACGCCAAAAAGAACCUGGUUUGCCGUUUGUUGCUUGGCCGCCUAUUGGCUCUCCAUAUUCGUCUACUGCAGCUUCUGGCAAGUCUUAGACUAUAACUUCGACCCCGUAAGAAACAUAUCGAUAGGACUUAUUAAGAGGUCUAAUUUCUUCAAUGAGCACCCAGAAGCCGUAGCAAAGAUACAAGACGUAAUCAUAUACUCCAGCGUGGUAAUCCCGCCUAUUUUCACAGCCACCGGAUGUGUUUUCAUUUCUAUUCAGAUUCGAAUCGCCACCGUAAAACGCCAGAAAAUGACGUCAUCGAUGCGUUCGACGAACAGGACGACAAAAACCCUGCUGGCAGUUUGCGCCGUCUACUCUGUCACCUCCACAAUUCUGUCACUGCCACUGUACAUCCCCUCGGAGUAUGCCUCGUACUCUCUGACGGAUGAAGCGCCCUCGAAUGUUGGGAAACUGUUCUACCAGCUGGUCAACACUGUGGGGUGUAUCAACAGUUCCGGCAACUUUGUUGUCUAUGUAGGCUUAAACAAACAGUUCAGAGACACACUCGGAAAAAUGUUUCACUGUUGUUGCUAG